This is a messenger RNA of Aspergillus saccharolyticus JOP 1030-1, 1116 nucleotides long. Its product is annotated as CCDC90 family protein. Gene Ontology annotation, cellular component: mitochondrion. NCBI's taxonomy places the organism in Eukaryota, Fungi, Ascomycota, Eurotiomycetes, Eurotiales, Aspergillaceae. The transcript is spliced from 3 exons. The coding region runs from base 58 to 993 and encodes 311 amino acids. The record is from RefSeq and is a predicted model, not a curated record.
GACCCUUAUACAUCGUGGAUAUUGCAACUCUCAAUCUGCCCUGGUCUAUUGCCAACAAUGGCGCCCCAAAAGACGGUUGCGGAGGUGCCUCGUUCCCUUCUUCCCCGUCUUACUUGGAACGGCUCCUUUGCUCGGACGACAAUCGCACCGCCGACCAACGCGCUUCCCGCAAAGCGCCAACAACAGAAGCAGCAAUCGGUACACCCUUGGAAAAAAGAUGGGCAACAGCUACACAGUCGAAGCGGCCUUUCUUCCUUUGCUGUAACGCACUCUUUCGCAAUAAGGCAAAGUGCUUUGACGUUGGCGAUCGCAAAGCGGUCCGCCUUGGUUCGUCACAUAGUCAGCUGUCCAGAUGUACAACCCCUCGGUGAUCCUGUUCGUUACGACGGAGUAUAUGUCGCCGCAUUCAAGCCUGCUCGACGGGCCUUUCAUGCUUCUGCUUCACGACAAAGAGACCACCAUUUUGACACACUCAAGUUUGUUCAGCGUUUAAAGGCUGAAGGGUUCAGUGAGGAGCAGGCUGUGGCUAUGAUGAGGGUCUUGAAUGAUAUCAUUGAAGAAUCAAUCCAGAACCUCACCCGCACAAUGGUCCUUAGAGAAGACACCGAACGAUCGGCAUACACACAGAAAGUCGACUUUGCCAAGCUCCGCUCUGAAUUGCUUAAUGCCGACUCAACCGAAGCGCAACUCACACGCUCGUCGCAUGAAAAGAUUGCUGCAGACCUUGCGAAGCUCAACUCGCGCCUACGUGACGAGAUUGGACGCACACAGGCAUCGGUGCGCCUAGACCUAAACCUCGAGAAAGGCAGGAUUCGUGAAGAGGCAAACGGACAGGAAAUGCGGAUCAAGGAGACAGAAACACGGAUUGAGCAGGAAGUUGCGGGUCUAAGAGAGCGUGUGGAAGCAGUCAAGUUCUCCACUCUUCAAUGGCUCAUGGGUGUCUGCACUGGUACCGCUGCACUUAUUUUGGGUGCCUGGCGCCUUUUCAUGUGAGGUGCAUAUGGGGUUGCAUAAUUGCUACGCCAACCAAAGACAAAAGUCUGUACAGUAAAUCUGUAUUCAUCACAAUUUAUAUUCUUCAUUAUUAUAUAGUUUGACAGCGGCGUGCGUCUGUCC